GUUUGUGUGAUUUUGCUAAAAUGCAUCACCAACAGCGAAUGGCUGCCUUAGGGACGGACAAAGAACUGAGUGAUUUACUGGAUUUCAGUGCGAUGUUUUCACCUCCUGUGAGCAGCGGGAAAAAUGGACCAACUUCCUUGGCAAGUGGACAUUUUACUGGCUCAAGUGUAGAAGACAGACCUAGCUCAGGGUCCUGGGGGAACGCAGGACAUCCGAGCCCAUCCCGGAACUAUGGAGAUGGGACUCACUACGACCACGUGGCGGGCAGAGACCUCGGCUCACACGACAAUCUCUCUCCUCCCUUUGUCAAUUCCAGAAUACAAAGUAAAUCAGAACGAGGCUCGUACUCGUCCUACGGGCGGGAUUCCAACCUCCAGGGCUGCCACCAGCAGAGCCUGCUGGGAGGGGACAUGGAGCUGGCCACGCCCGGGGCGCUGUCCCCCAGCAAGCCGGGCUCCCAGUUCUACCAGUACGGGGGCAGCGCGCGCCGGAGACCCCUGCACGGCUCCUCCAUGGAAGUUCAGACAAAAAAAGUCCGGAAGGUUCCGCCGGGUUUGCCGUCCUCCGUGUACGCUCCGUCCGCCAGCCCGGCCGAGUUCAGCCGCGACUCGGCCGACCUUCCAAAUUCCUACAAUUUUCCCAAAAAUUCCACUUUUCCCAGCUCCUUCUUCAUGCAGGAUGGGCACCACAGCAGCGAGCCCUGGAGCUCCUCCAGCGGCGUGAGCCCGGCCGGCUUCUCGGGGAUGCUGGGCAACGCCUCGCACGCCCACCUGGGCCAGGCCGGCAGCUACUGCAGCCUGCACCCCCACGAGCGCCUGGGCUACCCGGCGCACUCGUCGGCCGAGCUGAGCUCGGCGCUGCCCCCGAUGUCGUCGUUCCACCGCGGCUCCAACGCCUUCGGCUCCUCCUGCACGCCGCCGGCCAACGGCGCCGAGCCCCUGCUGGCCCGAGGCGCGGCCGGGGGCAGCUCGCAGACCGGGGACGCUCUGGGAAAGGCUCUGGCGUCCAUUUAUUCUCCAGAUCACACCAACAGCAGCUUCCCCUCCAACCCCUCCACUCCCGUCGGCUCUCCCCCUUCUCUCGCAGGGACAGCUGCUUGGGCUCGGAAUGGAGGUCAGGCGUCUUCAUCUCCCAAUUACGAGGGGCCCUUGCACUCCUUGGUAGGUGUUAAUGAGUUAAUUAGCGCCCUCGUUAGCGGCUCGGCGAUCGCCGCGUUAAUUACUCGUCAAUUACGCCGUUAAUUAUUUUGUCUUUUG
Passer domesticus (house sparrow) is the source of this 1256-nucleotide messenger RNA. RefSeq names its product transcription factor 4-like. The record is from RefSeq and is a predicted model, not a curated record. Gene Ontology annotation, biological process: regulation of transcription by RNA polymerase II. Gene Ontology annotation, cellular component: chromatin; transcription regulator complex. NCBI's taxonomy places the organism in Eukaryota, Metazoa, Chordata, Aves, Passeriformes, Passeridae. Gene Ontology annotation, molecular function: RNA polymerase II cis-regulatory region sequence-specific DNA binding; DNA-binding transcription factor activity, RNA polymerase II-specific.